[Torrubiella] hemipterigena is the source of this 1473-nucleotide messenger RNA. Lineage: Eukaryota; Fungi; Ascomycota; Sordariomycetes; Hypocreales; Clavicipitaceae. The record is from the annotation of a GenBank genome assembly.
AAAGCGCCUUCUUUCUAAUUUCUUUUCCUUCCACUGCACAGUCUUGACAAAAUUACAUGAUAUAGACGAACAACAGACGAGGUCAUUUCAAAAUGUCAGUGGCAGCUUCACGACGCAUUGCCGCGGCCCUGCGACAGCCAGGACGAACAUGCGCUUCAGCGGCUACCACCAGCCACACCUCUCGCCGUCGCUGCUUCUCGUCUACUGGUAGCCGACAGCUCAUGGAGACGACAGGCUUCACCGAAAACGAGCUCAUGGUCCGCGAGGCCAUUGGUGCCGUGUGCUCCCAGUUCCCCAACACCUACUGGCAAGAGCGCGACGAGACGGAAACAAAUCCGACCGACUUCCACGCAGCUCUGGCCAAGGAUGGCUGGCUGGGCAUUGCGCUGCCCGAGUCGUACGGAGGCGCUGGUCUGGGCAUUGCAGAAGCAACCAUGAUGAUGCAGACAAUCACAGAGUCUGGUGCAGGCAUGGCUGGUGCCCAAGCUAUCCACGCCAACGUUUACGCGACGCAGCCGCUAGCCAAGUUUGGCAGUAAAGAACAGCUAGAAGAAACCAUCCCGGCUAUUAUCUCGGGCAAGGUCCGUGUAUGUUUCGGCGUCACAGAGCCCAAUGCUGGUCUCAACACAUUGAGUCUCACGACCGCCGCAACAAAGACGGACGACGGAUACGUCGUGUCGGGGCAAAAGAUUUGGAUCACCAAUGCACAGGUGGCAUCAAAGAUGAUUCUACUUGCGCGAACAACACCCCAAGAAGAAGCAACCAAGCCUAGCGAAGGCCUAUCACUAUUUUGCAUCCCACUUGACAAAUCACAGCCAGGGCUGGAGCUGCGCAAGAUUAAGAAGAUGGGCGGUCGCGCUGUGGAUGCCAACGAAGUCUUUUUUGACAACUACAAGAUUCCAGCCUCCUCACUGGUAGGCCAGGCUGGCAAGGGUUUCAAGAUGGCCCUGCACGGGAUGAAUGCCGAACGGUGUCUGCUAGCCGGCGAGGCACUAGGGCUGGGCUAUGCGGCUCUGGGCAAAGCUGCGCAGUAUGCCCGGGAGCGCGUCGUAUUUAAUCGGCCGAUAGGCAUGAACCAGGGCGUGGCGCAUCCUUUGGCCGAUGCAUUUAUGCGCCUUGAGGCGGCCAAGCUGGCGACAUAUCACGCUGCGCGACUAUACGAUGCUAGCAAGAAGGACUCGUCGAUCCGGCAGGACGCAGUGGGCGUUGCGGCGAAUAGUGCAAAGUACAUGGCUGCCGAAGCAGCAUUUACAGCCUGCGAAAGAGCUGUCCUUGCUCACGGCGGCAUGGGAUACGCAGCCGAGUACGAUGUUGAGCGGUGGUUCAGAGAGUGCUUGGUGCCGCGGAUAGCACCGGUCAGCAGGGAGAUGAUUUUAAAUUACAUUAGCGAGCGCGUUCUGCAGCUUCCCAGAAGCUACUAGACUAUUUUGAUCGUAAAUAUAAAAUAGACAAAUAGAGUAAUUCGUUUGUAAA